Thelazia callipaeda (thelaziosis nematode) is the source of this 272-nucleotide messenger RNA. The record is from the annotation of a GenBank genome assembly. Lineage: Eukaryota; Metazoa; Nematoda; Chromadorea; Rhabditida; Thelaziidae.
AUGCAUUUGCUAUGCACUAGAAUUGUGACUAUUAGUGAUGCUGUUAUCUGCGAGACUGAUAACAAACGAGGCCUGCAUGUAGCAGAUGCUGAAAAUGACAAUAGCUCGCAGUGUGGUAACCAUUCUACUAGAAGACAGAAGAAAUCUGUUAAACAAAUGCUUGGUGUGUAUCGUCGACAGUUUAAAAUUUUCAUGGAUAAUCAUUUGGAAGAAAAUGGAAGGCAAAUUCAAAGAAGCAAUGCAAAAGAUAUUCGAUUAGCAACGACGUAGUA